AGACUCCAAGGAGCUGAAGAUUCUGAGCUGCCUAAAAUGUGGUAGACAGUUUGCUGGGGCUUGGAAGCUGCUGCACCAUGCGCAGUGGGAUCACGGGCUAUUCAUCUACCAGACAGAAUCAGAAGCCUCACCAUCCCCGUUGCUGGACCUAGCUGCAGUGGCUGUGGCUGUGUCAGCAGCCCCAGUUGAGGACAAGCCCCCCCCAGCGAGCAGUGCUGCCCGCCAGAGCCCCACCUGCACGGUGUGCAAGAAGACCCUCAGCUCUUUGAGCAACCUCAAGGUCCACAUGCGUUCACACACUGGCGAGCGGCCCUAUGCCUGUGACCAGUGUUCCUAUGCCUGCGCCCAAAGCAGCAAGCUCAACAGACACAAGAAGCCCCACCGGCAGCCGACCCCGGGGAGUCCUGCCGCCCCUGCCGCCAGCAGGGGGAUCUCCCCAGCAGCCCCUCCAGAGCCAGCGGACCAUGCAGCUGCUCCAGCCAGCACACUCCCACACCAGGCGGAGAAGGCUGGAGCUGCAGCCACAGCAGGAAUUCAGGAACCUGGGGCCCCUGGCAGUGGCGCUCAAGAAGGCCCAGGUGUUGACUGGGGAGCCACUACCAAAGCACAAAGGACUGACCCUAUAAAGACUGAGAAGACAACACCCAGGAAGACCCCCAAGUCCACAGGCAAGAGCCGAGGGCCUGGGGGAACCUGUGAGUUCUGUGGGAAGCACUUUGCCAACAUCAGCAACCUGACAGUACACCGUCGCUCACAAGCGACACCAGCGCAUGCAUGGUGCGGGUCCUGGCAGCACCAGAUUUAAGUGCCCACGUUGCUUUGUGCCGUUUGGCCUACAGGCCACACUGGACAAACACCUGUGGCAGAAACACCCAGAGAUGGUCUCAGCAUAGUUCUGUCACCCCCUAACCUUCCUUCCCCUUGUGUGAAUAAAUAAACCAUCUUUCAUUUACUCA
Cricetulus griseus (Chinese hamster) is the source of this 956-nucleotide messenger RNA. Lineage: Eukaryota; Metazoa; Chordata; Mammalia; Rodentia; Cricetidae. The record is from RefSeq and is a predicted model, not a curated record.